UUCUCCUCACGCCCCGCGGCCGGCGCGCGGACGGGCCGCCGGGCCCCAGGCUGCCAUCAUGACGGCUGAAGAAACAGUGAAUGUUAAAGAAGCUGAAAUAAUUAAACUGAUACUAGAUUUUCUGAACUCAAGGAAGCUUCAUAUCAGUAUGCUGGCGCUUGAGAAAGAAAGCGGGGUCAUUAAUGGCCUGUUUUCAGAUGACAUGCUGUUCUUAAGGCAGUUGAUUCUUGAUGGUCAGUGGGAUGAGGUUCUUCAAUUUAUUCAGCCUCUCGAAUGUAUGGAAAAAUUCGACAAGAAAAGAUUUCGUUACAUAAUUAUGAAGCAGAAGUUCUUGGAGGCCUUAUGUGUAAACAAUGCAAUGUCAGCAGAAGACGAGCCUCAGCAUCUGGAAUUCACCAUGCGAGAGGCUGUGCAGUGCCUACAUGCGUUAGAAGAAUAUUGCCCCUCUAAGGAAGACUACAGCAAACUCUGCUUGCUGCUCACGUUGCCUCGUUUGACCAACCAUGCAGAAUUCAAAGACUGGAAUCCCAGCACGGCGCGGGUGCACUGCUUUGAAGAAGCUUGUGUCAUGGUGGCAGAGUUCAUUCCCGCUGAUAGGAAACUGAGCGAGGCUGGUUUCAAAGCAAGUAACAAUCGUUUAUUUCAGCUUGUAAUGAAGGGGUUGCUUUAUGAAUGUUGUGUGGAGUUCUGUCAGAGUAAAGCAACAGGAGAAGAAAUUACAGAAAGUGAAGUAUUGCUGGGCAUCGAUCUCUUAUGUGGUAAUGGGUGUGAUGAUUUGGACCUUAGCUUGUUAUCGUGGCUACAGAACCUGCCAGCUACUGUUUUUUCCUGUGCUUUUGAACAGAAGAUGCUUAAUAUUCAUGUUGAUAAACUCCUCAAGCCUACAAAAGCUGCAUAUGCUGAUCUUUUGACACCUCUUAUUAGCAAACUUUCUCCAUACCCAUCCUCCCCAAUGAGGCGGCCUCAGUCAGCCGAUGCUUACAUGACCCGCUCCUUAAACCCCGCCUUAGACGGGCUGUCCUGUGGGUUAACAAAUCAUGAGAAGCGUGUCACAGACCUCGGGACCAAAACUUCUCCCAUGUCGCACUCCUUUGCUAAUUUCCAUUACCCUGGAGUACAGAAUCUCAGCCGAAGUCUUAUGCUGGAGAACACCGAGUGUCACAGCAUUUUUGAGGAGUCACCUGAGCGUGAUACUCCUGUGGAGCCACAGCAUCCCAUUGGCAGCGAGGCAUUGUCCCAGAGUUUAGUUCUAGAGAAUGAGCCAGUCACUGGAGCACAGACUCAGGGAUCGGCCAAACAAGAGAAAAAUGAGCUUCGUGAUUCAACAGAGCAGUUUCAAGAAUACUACAGACAAAGGCUACGUUACCAGCAGCACUUAGAACAAAAAGAGCAACAGCGGCAGUUAUAUCAGCAGAUGUUGCUGGAAGGUGGUGUAAAUCAAGAAGAUGGACCUGACCAGCAACAGAAUCUUACUGAGCAGUUUCUUAACAGGUCUAUCCAGAAGCUAGGAGAAUUAAAUAUAGGUAUGGACAGUCUUGGAAAUGAUGUGCAAACACUUAGCCAGCAAUGCAAUGGGAGCAAAGGGAAUGCAUCUACCAGUCUAGCAAGUAACGUUACAUCAGGUGCUGCUCAGAGGAUGCCGACUGAUGGCCAAAGUGUUAGCACAAGCACUCCUCGAAAGCAUGGAUCAGCUAAUCAAAUACCCUUUCCUGAAGAGUCACCUGUGCAGGGGAAUCAAAUUGUGUCAGAACAUGCUGUCGCUCAGCCACAGUUGGAGGACUCUUCAGGGAAUCUAAAUAGGACAAGAGGUGAUGAGGAUGACAAAUCAAAAAAGCAGUUCAUUUGCAUUAAUACUCUAGAAGACACACAAGCUGUCAGAGCUGUUGCCUUUCAUCCCAGUGGAAGUUUAUAUGCUGUUGGCUCCAACUCCAAAACCUUGCGAGUGUGUGCCUACCCAGAGGUAAUUGACCCAAGUGCUUAUAAUACUCCUAAGCAACCAGUAGUUCGCUUCAAAAGGAAUAAGCAUCAUAAAGGAUCGAUCUACUGUGUGGCCUGGAGUCCCUGUGGACAGUUGCUGGCUACUGGUUCUAAUGAUAAAUAUGUGAAAGUACUGCCUUUUAAUGCUGAAACAUGCAAUGCAACAGGUCCAGAUUUGGAGUUCAGCAUGCAUGAUGGGACAAUCAGAGAUCUUGCUUUUAUGGAAGGACCAGAAAGUGGUGGUGCUAUCUUAAUAAGUGCUGGAGCAGGGGACUGUAAUAUAUAUACAACAGACUGUCAGAGGGGGCAAGGUCUGCAUGCUUUAAGUGGUCACACAGGUCAUAUUUUAGCACUUUAUACGUGGAGUGGCUGGAUGAUCGCAUCUGGAUCCCAAGACAAGACUGUAAGAUUCUGGGAUCUGAGAGUACCAAGUUGUGUUCGUGUUGUGGGAACAACGUUUCAUGGAACAGGAAGUGCUGUAGCCUCAGUAGCUGUUGAUCCUAGCGGUCGUCUCCUGGCUACAGGACAAGAGGACUCCAGCUGCAUGUUGUAUGAUAUUCGAGGAGGGCGAAUGGUCCAAAGCUAUCAUCCUCACGCAAGUGAUGUUCGUUCUGUGCGCUUCUCUCCAGGGGCUCACUACUUGCUCACAGGAUCUUAUGACAUGAAAAUAAAGGUGACAGACUUGCAAGGAGACCUCACAAAGCAGCUUCCUCUUAUGGUGGUAGGAGAGCACAAGGACAAAGUUAUUCAAUGCAGAUGGCAUACACAAGAUCUUUCCUUCUUGUCAUCGUCAGCAGACAGAACUGUAACCCUUUGGACCUACAACGGCUAGAGUGCAACUAAAGGCAACCUAUGCAGCUAAAGCACAGAGACCUGAGACUACAGAACUGUAAAAACCAAGUAAUAAGAAUUAGGCAUUCAGAGAGCAGCAGUUGAGUAGGAGAGUAUGUUGAAAAGAGACACUUGUCACAGAUUUUUCUGGUUUCUAGGAGGUCUUGGUGUUUUUAGUAUAUUCUUUUGCAGUGCUUUCAGUCUUCCAUGUGAACUCAUGCUGCUGUGACCUAUUGUAGUCUUGUUGCCAAAGUUUGAGAAGAACUUUCAUUGUUAGUGUGCACUCUAAGUAACAUGAAUGAUGUGUUUACAGUUUGGUAUUAAUUGCAUUCCUUGGUUUUUGCUUCAGUGAAAAUUUUUAUAGAGGAACUUCAGUUGAUCAGCACUUCCAGUCGGUAUCAAAGUAGUUCCAUGUACACAUAAGAUAUUCCACUGUUUUUUCAGAUUUAUUAUAUUCAUCACUUCUUAUCAAAAGGUCAGACUUUUUAACAUCAACUUUUUUAGUAAUGAACUCUGAACUUCAAAGGUGAUUAGGUGGUAACCACAUCUUGAUUAUGGUCUUUUCUCUUCAUCUAGAGGGGGAAAUGUUGCUCUCAUUACUACAUGACAUUGUUUUCAACAAGCUGACAUGUUGGAGGGGGGGGAAACAGUAACAGUGAAUUUGUUUUUGUAGAAACAUAAAAUAUUUUGCUUUCUGAAUGCAACAGAAUACCUCUGUGUAUAAUGUACUGUAGAAGAGAGUGGAUUGGCAGCAGUUGUCACAGUGAACUUAAUGGCUAUCAGUUCUCAAAGUAAAAGGGAUACCAUUAACACUAUAAUAGAAACCAGCAUGGCUUAAAAUGCUAUGUCUGCAUGAUAAUUUAAGAAUUAAGUAAUUUAAAUUCCCAGUUCAGAAGCUUAUCUGAAUUUUAUUUCUUGCACUGUUUAUGUAUGGGAAAUUAGUUUUUUUUAUUUCUACAGAACUUUAGAUUUGAAUGUUUAUGUAUUGUUAUAUUUUUUCAUAUUGUACAGUUCCUUUUACUUUUUAAAUUUGAACCUUAAGCAUUAGGUUAUUUAUUUGAACUGCAGCUAAGUUUUGGAUUCUCUUGAUUACUAAAUUAAACGUGCACUGUAGCAAAGCAUUUUUAACUAUCGUAUAAAAGUGGAAAGGUAAAUAUAGAAGUGUAUCUGUGCUAUAAUCUCAAUAAAGACCUCCAACACCUGCAGCUA
This is a messenger RNA of Lagopus leucura (white-tailed ptarmigan), 4017 nucleotides long. It is a transcript of the gene WDR47, whose product is annotated as WD repeat domain 47. The transcript is spliced from 15 exons. The record is from RefSeq and is a predicted model, not a curated record. Bases 59 to 2809 code for a protein of 916 amino acids. Gene Ontology annotation, molecular function: protein binding. Lineage: Eukaryota; Metazoa; Chordata; Aves; Galliformes; Phasianidae.